Molecule: messenger RNA, 6406 nt
Organism: Homalodisca vitripennis (glassy-winged sharpshooter)
Lineage: Eukaryota; Metazoa; Arthropoda; Insecta; Hemiptera; Cicadellidae
Product: eukaryotic translation initiation factor 4 gamma 1-like
Exons: 33
Coding region: 509-5305 (1598 amino acids)
Cellular component (GO): eukaryotic translation initiation factor 4F complex
Molecular function (GO): translation initiation factor activity; protein binding; mRNA binding
Source: RefSeq, a predicted model, not a curated record
GCGUUCUCUGAAAUCCACUAACAAUUUUACAAAUUUAUUUGUAUUUCCACUAAUUUUGUUAGUUUUAAUUAUUAUUCGCCGCCAUUUGUUUUGAACCAGACGACGAGUCCGAACUCCGAUUGUACCCGAAAGAGAAACGAAGUUACGAGUGGUUAGAGCCUUCUCCUUGAAAUAAACGUAAAGGUGGUGAAGUGGAUAUAUUGUUCGAUUUAUCCAAAUUCAUCUGUUUGUUAAUUACUGUAUUUUGAGUGAUAAUGUUGUUUAUAUUUUCUAUAAGUAGUGUUCUUCAAUUGUAACUGAACAACUGUCGUUAGAACUUAUGAUUUAUGUGGUUAUUGCCUUUUUAAGUGAGGUCCUAUGAAGUCUGGAAACGAACUAAAGUACACGUUGCUGUGGCUAUAAGCAUGCAAAAAGGACAACCAUCAUUACAGACUUUUCAACAUAGCACACAUGCUGCACAUGCCCCUCUGAAGUGAAUGAGACCUUCCCACCACGGGAUCAGAACACGAUGCAACAACAGCAGGCGGUUCCCGUUCCCUUCUACUAUUCUGCACCAACAAUGUACGGGCAGGAUAAUGGGAGCACGGCCCACUCAUGGGUACCUGACAAACCGAGCCAACCUUUUAAUACAUGGGAGAACAAUAGUGGAUUUCACAUGACUGGCAGUAAUAACCUAGGGCCAGGACCAGGGCCGAGCCGUCAGGUCGGACCCCAGCAACAGCAACAACCCCAACAACAACCACCACCAACGUCGACCCCACCUGGUCUUCACGCAGAGCUUAACAAGCCCCAGGUGUUGGGCAACCAACAAGGCCCGAUGGGCUUUGUACAGGCUCGACCCAUGAACCCGCAGUACCCGGGAUUUUCAAGGCCAACGAUGCAGCAAGCGCAACCACUAAGACACAGGAACACUCAGAUAGUGCCGAACAACUUCAUGCCGUUGUCAUCCGGGGUGCUGGCACCAGCCCCGGCCCAGGCUAUUGUACAGGCGUAUCCAGCAAUGAUGUUCGGGCAGACACGGCCAGGUGCGCCUUAUCCCAACAACCAAUACUUGGUUCAACAACAAUACUAUCAGCCUGGACCACCUCCGUACUAUCCGCAGGUGCUUCCGCAGUUCCCGCAGAUGGGUGGUGGCGGGGCCCCCGCCGCUGGGAACCAAGCAUCGGUCUCAGUGAUGAGACCGCAGAUACAGCCGCCCCCCGGUCCGGCCCCGGUGAAGCCUGAGCAGAGGAGGAGACCCAAUGCGAUCAAAAUCAUUGACCCCACUACCAAUGAGGAGAUACCGAUGGAUAUCGACGCUGGUGGGAACGGAACGCCGAGUCAAUCGAACGACAGCAGCGCACGGGAGACGCCACAACCCGUGAUUGCUGGACCCAGUGUGGACAACAAUGUAGCAGCUGACUUUGCAGCCAAAGUGGCUCAGGCAAUUGCCAAGGAACCCACAUCAUCAGAGUCUCAGCCAGAUGAGGUUGACUGUGAUAGUGAAACUGUUCAUCAUAAACAGCCGGUCGGUCUGUCGCAUACGAGUGAAGAGUUUGUGCCGCGGUUGUUGCAAAUGCAGGCCAACCCCCCCGUACCUCCAGUGCCGACUGUCAGUGCCGAAACCAGUGCUCCUGCCGUGGACAUUCAGUCUCCAGCUCGGCUGAACAAGAGGCAGGCCGUUCCCAUCUCCGCUCCCCCAGCUCCCACCCCUGUGCCUACUCCUGCUCCCGUGCCUGCCACCGUCCCCGCACCACCUGCCCCUGUAGACAACGGCAAGAGCAAAACCAAGCACGAUAAGCAUGAAACUGUACCUCCGCCCAAGGAGAGGAGAGAGAAGAGAUCGGUAUCAAAAGAGCAGUCUCCUGUGCCUACUCCGGCCCCUGUCCCCGUGGAGGCUCCCGUCGUGAUCGUUGAAGUCCCAGUGGAGGUGCCACCUCCUCAACCCCCCGUUUCUAUUUCCAAGGUGCAACAACAUCACAAUGGCAUCCCUGAGGCUCCUGUUUCCACCAUAGACAGCAACAAAACGUCGAAGGGGAAGAGCAAAAAAGGCAAGAACAUGCGGGACCUAAACCGCAAGGGUGUGGACAAGGAGGGCUCGGACAUGGACGCUUUCACUACAGAGCCUACCAUUGUUGCCGAGGAGCGUGUGGAGAGACCAGCAUCGCCAGCCCCCUUGCCCCCUACACCUGCUCCCGUUUCUGUCCCCCUCCCUUCGCCUGCGGUUCCGCUGGACCCUCUCCCUGCACCUCGACCACCGACUCCUGCUGACAAGAUACAGGAGGAUAUGUUGGAGAAGGAGCCCAAACCAGAGGAACCAGAAGAGGAAGACGCCGUGGUGGCGCCCAAUAACCUGGAACCGGCCAUCAGCAAACCGGAAGAGGACAAACCAGUAGUCCAACAGCUGACUCUCAGACAUAGCUAUAAGAAAGAUCAAUGGAGCCCUCUAAAUCCUGAGGGAAAAAAGAAAUACGACCGGGAUUUUCUGAUGGAUCUCAAGUCUGAGCCUCAGUCCAAUCAGAAACCAGACAAACUGCCCGAUGUCGUGGCUGUCAUUAGGGACUCUUCCAACAACAUGAGAAACCAGAACAUGAGUUUCAUGAACAGCCAGAGCAUAUUUCCUUCGUUUGUGCAGAGGAACUCACAAAGCCAAAGAGGGCCCCCUCCAAAGCGAGGCAGCCAGCAGGGCAACAAGGGCAAGAACCCCAAGGUUAUACAUAUGACGCUGUCGCUGAACGACGACGUGAAGCUGAAGACUAGCGAGAACGCGUGGAAGCCUCAGCGAUUAGAUGCGGACAUUGGGAAACCCGAGGAGGCCAAACAAACUGAGGAGCUGUACAAGAUGGUCCGAGGUAUUCUUAACAAGCUGACGCCUCAGAAAUUUGAAACGCUGAUGAAGAAGUUCAAAGAUUUGAAAAUUGACUCUGAAGAGAGGCUUACCGGAGUUAUAAAUCUUAUUUUCGACAAGGCCGUAGAUGAACCUAACUUUGCCAAGUGCUAUGCGAAUAUGUGCAAGAUCUGCAUAAAACUUGAAGUGCCGAAGAUAGAGAAUGGAGUGGAACAGAGAGUGAACUUUAGGAAAGUACUGAUCACGAGAUGUCAGACAGAGUUUGAAAGCAGCAAACCAGCGGAGCUGGACUCUGCCAAACACAUGGAGGAGAUCAAGAACUGCACAGAUCCGGAGCAGAAAAAGGAACUGAUGUUGGCGUACGAAGAAAAGGAGAGAGCGAUACGAAUGAAAUCUGUAGGAAAUAUUAGAUUUAUAGGUGAAUUAUUUAAAUUGGGAAUGCUGACCCCGACAAUCAUGCAAAGAUGUAUAGAACACCUACUCAAGACCCCCGAGGAGGAGUCUCUCGAGUGCCUGUGUAAAUUAUUGACUACAAUAGGAAGAGAUUUAGAAUCACAGGCACAAAACAAUCCCAAGAAUCAGGGUUUUACACUGAAUCCUUACUUCCAAAAGAUGCAAGAUCUGACACAGAGGAAAGAGGGCUCCAAGGUGUCGUCCCGGGUGCGAUUCAUGCUACAGGACGUGAUUGAACUCCGUCAGAAUAGGUGGGUGCCACGGCGGGAGGACAACAACCCGAAGACCAUCGACCAGAUUACAAAGGAGGCAGAAAGAGAGAGCAUGGAGAUUACUCUUGCACUGAGCCAGCAACCGCAACGGCUCAACCGACCGAACGAUCGCCAGGACGACCGGGGCAAACGCAACAACCGAGGCAACAACAACAACAACAUCAAUAACAACAAUUCGGACGGAGGUUGGGCGACCGUCACCAGGGAAUCGAGACACAACAAACAGUUCAACACUGCAUUUGAAGCAUCCAAAAUGCAGAAUGUUAAGUCUGAGGUAGACAUCAACUCACUGAGUCUCGGAGGUAGUCAACAGUUCAGGUUCAGUGCCAUGAACAACAAGACCAUGGAGAACAAGCCUGGAGCGGUUUCGUUCACCACUUCCAACUUAUUCUCACCGCUCUCUCGUGGAGAAGACAGAAAGCCUCCUCAAUCUGGCAUGAACAGCAAUAGAAGGAUAACACCGACUCCAUCAAUAGAACGAGACAAGGAGAGAGAGAGGCAGCGGAUGAUACAAGGAGUAGAAAGCGAAGGUCGCAGCUCGCGAGGCAGCAGUGUCCAGCGGGGACCACCGUCCCGAGAUAGCUCGGUUCCCCCGUCUGCACCCACAGUAACUGAGGCUCCUGCCGUGGUCAAGUCCGCUCCUGUCGACCCGGAAGCUGCCCGGCUCGCAGAGGAGAAGCUAGAGAGGAAGACCAUCAUGAUCCUAGAAGAAUACAUCACUGGCGUCUCUCCAUUAGAGGAUGUAAAGCAAGAGAUGGAACAGAUUUACACACCAGCCAACCUGGGAAUGUUUGUGGAGAAAGCUCUGCAGUUUGCGUUGGAACGCAAGGCUGGUACUCAGCGAAUUGUGGGACAGCUGCUCGCUGGCCUCAUGGACCAAGGCACCAUCUCUCCCCAAGUUCUAGUGGAACAGCUUCGCCUUAUCUACGAAAUGGCUGACGACAUCGCCAUCGAUGUCCCCAAGGUGUGGGAACUUCAGGCUCAAACAUUAGUUCCCAUACUGCUUGCGGAAAAGAUCAACUACGGCCAUCUGAGAGAUGCCUGCAGUGCAGUGUUGAAGACAAGAGCUGCGGCCAAGCUGCUGGCCCCCACGCUCACCCUUCUGGCUCAGGAGAAAAGUGCAGGUCCUGCGUUUGUCAGAAAACUGUGGGAUUCUUCAAAUGUGAGCCUUAAAGACUUCUUGCCACAGGAACAAAGUGUCGAUGCGUUCAUCAAAGAAAACUCGCUGGAGUACCUUACUGGGGAACCGCCCAAGUUCGACAGCAGCUCCAAUCAGCUUUCCAUGGAACAGGUGAAGGACAGGAUGCAUAGGCUAAUGAUGAACAACCAAUCCUACGAGAAAAUACAUGAAUUCAUCUCAAGCAACGUUGGGGACAAAGUGGAGGAUCUCCAUUUCAUUCGUGCCUUGAUUACCUCAAUAUGUGAAGCCUGCAUUACAGGUUCCAACGCUUUGGACAGCAACAAGUUGAAUCAAUACAAGAAACUCAUCCAGAGGUUCGUCGACAACAAAGAAGACAGAGAGCUAGCCGCCAUCACCGCCGUACACAUGCUCAUGUCCCGCCUCGAGCACCCUUCAGGUCUGAUCAACACCAUAUUCAAUAACUUCCUAGAUGACAAUUUAAUAAGCAGCGAUUCAUUCCUGAAGUGGAGGGAUGAUAAAGAGAACAUUGAGAACAAGGGAGUAUCGGUGUACGCUUUGACUUCCUUCUUUGCGGCUCUGGAGGAGGUCGAGACUGACGAAGAAACGUCCUGAUUGACAAACAACAACAGGUCGGGGUCUUGAGGUUUGGAACUAUUUAGUCGGAAACUCGUAAUAAUCGUAUCAAAUGAAUCUGGUCAGCGAUUGUAAACCAGACAAGUGGCGAAAAAACUUGUUACGUGAUCCUACUUAAUAUAUACUGUUUACGGAAGAUUGUGUGGUUUGUAAAUAUAUAUUUUUUUCUUGUGAACUUGUUAUAAACGAACUAUAAAAAAUGUAUAGACUGAUAUAUGAAUGAAUAAAUUGUUAUUUACUAAUUUAAAUUGCCCAUAUUGGCUUCAUUUUGUAAAAUAAAGAUUUUUAGGAUUUAAUAAUUCUUGUACAGAAAUAUUGUAUAUUUAUUUUCAUUGUUAUUUUUAUAUCGUGGGUCGUAGUAGGCGACUUUCGAUACAUGUGAAUAACUGCGGACGAAAUCGCGACUUCGAGUGGUUUUGUUUUUCAUUACGGUUUGUGAUCUACUACAAACUCGAACGAUGAAAGUGAUUUUAGUGUAAUCAAUAUGUAUAUUAUUAUAUUAGUUGAUGUUUAUAUAUUUUUUGUUGACUGAAAUAAUUUUUAAAAUUGUAAAAAAAUAGGAGGUUAAUAAAGAUAUAUCUAUUAUAUACAUAUAUACAAACAUAAUACAUUGUAAAUUUAAUAUGGACUGUAUACAUAAGUUGGCUUUUUUAAUAUAUAAAGAAAGGAAGAUGGUGUGAAGUCUGUAAAAACAAUGUUUUGCAUAAACACUAACGGACUCAAUAAAUUUAGGUAAAUUAUAUUUAAGGAAUAUACACAGAAGAAGAUUCAUAAAUUGGAAAUAUAAAAGUAUGUAUAUAUUAAUCUGUAAUCUGUAUAUGACGGCCCAAGUGCUCCCAGGACCCAAGUCACUCUUGGUUAUUUCGCAGCAAGAGAUCUCAGAAGUUAACAGCAAUCUGUUGAGUUUGAAGUCUGCCGUGCAUAGGAGCUCAGUGAUUUUAUUUUGUGUUGAGUGAUUUCUACAGAAACAUUGUCAAUGAAAAGUUAAUGAAAAAUAUUGUUAAUUUAACUGUAUUGAUGGCAAAUUUAAUUUAAAGUCCUGAUGUUUUGACAAUUAGAAUAAAACCGCACCACCACUUU